Colletotrichum graminicola M1.001 is the source of this 468-nucleotide messenger RNA. RefSeq lists its product as uncharacterized. Lineage: Eukaryota; Fungi; Ascomycota; Sordariomycetes; Glomerellales; Glomerellaceae. The record is from RefSeq and is a predicted model, not a curated record. Bases 1 to 468 code for a protein of 155 amino acids. The transcript is spliced from 2 exons.
AUGAAGUCCGCAGUCAUCGUCGCAGUCUUCAUUGGCCUCGUCGGCCUUGCUGCGGCAAACCCUCACGCCUUUCUUCUUGCCGCCUUGGGCCAGCAAACCAGCCCCGUCGGCGUCGAUACUCUCUGCGAUGACUUGAUGCCAGCCAUGCUUGGCAACCUGACCAAUGUCUGCCAAGGUGCCGACCUCAAGCCUGCAUAUGACGCCUAUGCAUCCACCUGCUCUGAGAUUGGCAUCAAAGUCGCCAAUUUAACUUUGCCCUCGAACGUUAGUGCCGUGCCUACUUCAGCUCUGGGGUCUUCUGCCAGCAAUAGCCCCGACGCGACUUUGGCGCCAUCGUCCCCAACCACCAUCGGCGAUGACCCUCAGCAGUCGAGGCCCAGCGCAGCAGGCGCCAUUGCUCCUCACACCUUUCUUUUCCCUGUCCUCGGCCUCUCCGUAACUGGCCUUGUCAGUGUGGUUUUCUUGUGA